Molecule: messenger RNA, 1090 nt
Organism: Aspergillus ruber CBS 135680
Lineage: Eukaryota; Fungi; Ascomycota; Eurotiomycetes; Eurotiales; Aspergillaceae
Product: casein kinase II subunit beta family protein
Exons: 3
Coding region: 119-922 (267 amino acids)
Cellular component (GO): cytoplasm; protein kinase CK2 complex
Molecular function (GO): protein kinase regulator activity
Source: RefSeq, a predicted model, not a curated record
GCCCUGGGGAUUUCCAACCCGGAUUUUUCUCUCAGCAACUGCUACAGGCCGGAAAAACAUACAACACAAUAUAUCUUAUAUUUGACGGCAUUGCUUGUCCAGGAAUCAAUUCGGCAAGAUGAUGGAGGAUUUUAACAGCGAGACCGACUCGGAUUACACCAGUUACUGGAGGGAUUGGUUCAUUUCCUCGCGCGGCAAUGAGUACUUCUGUGAGAUUGAUGAGGAAUACCUGACCGACCGCUUCAAUUUGACCGGUCUGAACACCGAAGUGCCUUACUAUCAAUAUGCGCUUGAUCUCGUGACGGAUGUCUUUGACCUCGAUGCAGACGAUGACUUGCGUGAGCAAAUCGAGAAAUCAGCGCGCCACUUGUACGGCUUGGUUCAUGCUCGUUACAUAGUCACUACCCGGGGUCUCUCGAAAAUGCUUGACAAAUACAAACGGGGCGAUUUUGGCAAAUGUCCCCGUGUUAUGUGUGAUGGACACCCUCUGCUCCCUAUGGGCCAGCAUGACAUUCCGAACAUGAGCACUGUUAAACUCUUCUGCGCGAAAUGUGAGGAUAUCUACAACCCCAAGUCUUCUCGCCAUGCUUCCAUCGACGGUGCCUAUUUCGGGUCUUCUUUCCACAGCAUUCUUUUCCAGGUCUACCCCGCUCUUGACCCCGAGAAGAGCGUGCGCCGUUACGAACCCCGUAUCUUUGGAUUCCGCGUUCACGCGAGUGCUGCGCUUGCCCGUUGGCAGGACCGGUAUCGUUCGGAUAUGAUCGAGCGCCUUGAGGGAGCUGGCAUUGAAGUUAAAUAUCUCGAGGACUUUGAUUUCGAAGGUGAAUCCGAGGAUGAGGAGGAUGAUUUCGAUCCUCUCGACACGAGGGGCGAAGAAGUCGUCGGCGAUACUGCAUCCGGUCGUAUGGACCUGGGUAACUGAACGGGAUGGUUUUUUUCAUUUUCGGCCGUUAUUGCAUCUAUUCAUUUCCAUAUUUCUCGGUAUUUGGAUUAACGAAAUCAUCAGGCGUACGGUGGAUCUGUUUACUUCUAUAUUUCAUGUAUUUUGCUUGUUAUAGUGGCGUUGGCGAAUUUUGAAGACGGCCGGCCU